AUGUCUGGACUCACCACUUCUCCGGGGUCAAUCUCCGCCCCUCCCUCCUUCAGCGUCAACAGGGCCUCUCGGUCAUCUUCAGCAUCACGACCAGCCCUUACACUCGAUCUCUCUAAUCUUCCAACAAUGUCUCAACCAGCCAAGCCAACCAACACCCUCAUCAUAACCGAACUCAGCAAUAUACUCCUCUUCCAGCCCGCCUCCCUCGCCACUCUCCGCGCACAACUCGAAUCCAUCGCACCCCUGAACUCAUUCUCGCCGCUGCCCUCUCUCCGCCGCCUCAUCUGUUCCUUCUACACUGAAGAAGACGCUCUCGGGGUCCGGAAACUCCUCGACGGCCAACUCCUUGAGCACAACGUCCGCCCGAAGGUCUACUUCGGCGAACCUACCCCAAUCCUGGAUGAAGAGGAAUCCCGCCGCCCAAAGCUCCUCGAGGCCCCCCAUGCCGACAAGCUCUUCUUCAUCAGCCCACCACCCAGCCCCCCGCAUGGAUGGGUUAUGCGCAACGAGGAACCCCCAAACAAGGAGGUGCACGCCAGCGAUCUCGCCAGCGCCUUGGCCAAGUUGAAGACCGAGCAAUAUAGUGUCUCCGAGGCUAUCAACCAGACCUGUGAACCCGGUACCCCGAUGUCCAUGACCUCCGAUAAGCGCACGGGGAGCUGGCCCGUCUCUAUGUCCGGACAGCGCAGCAGGAGCAGCACCCUUAUCUACCACCCUGAGGACCAUGGCGGAAGCCCUAAUCUGCCUGCUGUUAUGGUCGAAGAUACAAGCAUCAUGGUGGAUGAUUUGGAAAUGGAUAUGAGUCCCAUUGAGAUGCCGAUUCGGAAGGCCCCACCGAAGACGUCUCGGCCUCCUGUUGAAUUGAUGUGUUGA
Molecule: messenger RNA, 873 nt
Organism: Aspergillus bombycis
Lineage: Eukaryota; Fungi; Ascomycota; Eurotiomycetes; Eurotiales; Aspergillaceae
Gene: cbpA
Product: putative calcineurin binding protein
Exons: 1
Coding region: 1-873 (290 amino acids)
Biological process (GO): calcium-mediated signaling
Cellular component (GO): nucleus; cytoplasm
Molecular function (GO): calcium-dependent protein serine/threonine phosphatase regulator activity; nucleic acid binding
Source: RefSeq, a predicted model, not a curated record